Messenger RNA from Spodoptera litura, 6633 nucleotides. NCBI's taxonomy places the organism in Eukaryota, Metazoa, Arthropoda, Insecta, Lepidoptera, Noctuidae. The record is from RefSeq and is a predicted model, not a curated record.
AUGGCUACAAUGGAAGACAUUUUAGCUACUCAGCAGCAAAUCAUUGAAGGCGUAGAUAGGCUUUACACCAACUUCAAGAAAAAUGGAGCAGAGAGGAAGACCCCCGACUACCUACGUCGACGAUUAGAAAGCAUAGAACAAUAUUUUACCGAGUUUCACAAUAACCACAUGAAUUUGUUGUCGUUUGGUGAUCGAUCUCAUGCGUAUUUCACUACCGAUCAGUACGAACAGAUGAAAGUGAAAUAUAACAAUAUUAAAACAGCCUUUCAGAAUUAUAAACCUUCCGCAGACAGACCUCAAACCCCUGUUUUGAAACCCCCUACUUUUCAGCCAUCUUCAACCUCUCAAACCCCGAACCCCUUAACUCAAAAUAAUCCUCCGAAAGAUAACUUAAAUAUAGAAGAUUUGUUAAAGAAACAAGCAACGAACUUUAGGGCAUUUUCAAGAGAAGCUGGUGACAUAGAUCUCAACCUCAUCUCUGAAAAGUGGGAGUUUGAAGAUAUCCUAAAAACCUUAAAAACUCGUUGGACAGCUAUAGACACCCUACACUGGGAACUGGACAACGAGCUCAACGGCUCUAACGCACAGUACGAAGAGCAAUUCUCUAACUACGAGAAAUAUUAUAAAACACUGAAAAGGGAAAUUAACCGAAAGAUGUGGUCGGUAGCUCAUAUUGAGAAAUCGACUCCAAAAAUGGAAAUAACUACCUUUGAAGGGAACUAUACCACCUGGAUCUCUUUUAAAGAUCUUUUUACGGAAACUAUACAUAAUAAUCCUUCCUUAUCAAGCGCCCAAAAAAUGCAGUUUCUGAAAAGUAAGAUCAAAGGCGAGCCGGAGAAAUUAAUUCAACAUCUUCAAAUAAGUUCAGAUAACUACCUCGUCUCUUGGAAUAUUUUGACACAUCGCUACGACAAUAAGCGUCGUAUUUUUAUAUCGCAUCUCAAAAACCUUCUAAAUAUUCCGACAUCUCAGCAAAAAUCAGUAAGUUAUCUGAAGCGGAUCCACGAAACAACAUACGAAAGCGUGAACGCUAUAAGAAAUCUCGGAAUAGAUGUAUCUACGUGGGAUCCAUUCCUUGUAUGUAUCCUAGCGGAUAAAUUAGACCCUGAAACCAAUGACGACUACAUAGAUUCAUUGAAAUCCCCAAAGGAAUUGCCAGUAUUGGAAGAAUUUCUCCUGUUUUUGGAGAAUAAGUUUACGUCACUGGAAACUUCACGGAAGAAACAAGAACCGUUUAUGCAAAAGGCGUCUUAUCAACCCCAACACGCAUCUUCAUCGUCAUUCAAAGGCUAUCUCAAUUACCAACAAUCUAAUUCAAAAGGAGUUAAUUUUCGUUCCAAACAUAAUAACAAUACCUCAAAUCAUACCUAUUCAACAAACCAGGUCAUUUCGCAAUCGGCAAAGUCCAAUUGGAAAAACUACGAAAGACGUAAGCCAUGUGCUAUUUGCAAUGCAAGCGAUCACCGCAUUUAUAAUUGCCAAAGGUUGGCAAAAAUGCAUCCGACGGCUCGUAGAAACGCAAUUGCAAAUUUAAACCUUUGCAUCAACUGUCUGCACUAUCACGAAGGUAGAAAAUGCCUUUCGGAGUUAAAGUGUAAGGAGUGCAAUAAAGAGCACAAUACGAUUCUACACGACUGUUUUACGUCAAGAAAUGCUACAUCGGAUGCGUCGCGAUUGGGGCCGAACACAGCCACUAUUACGAAAUUGCAACCUCAACAAGAUAUAAACACCUUAGUAUCUAUGCAAAAUGAUCCUACGGAAAUACUCCUCGCGACAGCAAUUAUCAAGGUGCAAGCAGCUGACGGAUCUUACGAAAAAAUGAGAGCUCUUCUAGAUCAGGGAUCUCAGGUCUCAAUCAUCACAGAACGGGCCGCACAGCUUUUGAAGUUGCGUCGUCAAAAAUGUACUGGACUUAUCUCUGGAAUUGGAAACAAUGAAAAUAGCUGUAAGGGCAUGAUGACUAUUAAGUGCAUGUCGUUAAUUAAUGACUUCACUUUCGAAAGUGACGCAUUUAUAAUGAAAAGACUAGUCAAGAAUUUACCUAGUCAUACCUACACCAAACCUAACUGGCCAAUACUUAAUCAAAUAACCCUAGCUGAUCCAGAAUUUUACAAAAGUAAGCCAGUUGACAUCUUAUUAGGCGCUGAUGUUUAUUCCCAAAUCCUUUUGGAUGGUGUCUGCCGUUCUGAGGGAACGCUACCCAUUGCCCAACAGACACAGCUGGGAUGGAUCCUAAGCGGCAACUGUAAAACAUUUCAGUGCAAUAUGAUCCUAAACAAUCUCACCGAUAUCCAACAGUUCUGGGAAAUGGAGGAUAUUCGCGAAACCUCAUCAAUAUCGCAAGAGGAUCAGGCUUGCAUCGACUUCUUUCAAUGUUCCACCUCAAGGCGCGAAGACGGCAGUUACGUCGUGAAAAUACCCUUUAAAGAAAAUUUUGAAGAGAAGUUAGGUGAAUCUAAAAAUAAAUCCAUUGCGCAAUUCUUUCAAAUAGAAAGAAAACUAAUUAAACAACCCGAAUUGGCGCGUGAUUACAAGUUGUUCAUGUCCGAGUAUUUAGAGCUCGGUCAUAUGAUCCCCGCUACGACACAGGUCAACGUAAACAAAGAUUGCUACCUUUCGCAUCAUGGUGUACUUCGAGCUGAGUCAUCAACUACAAAAUUACGAGUUGUUUUUAAUGCCUCUGCGAAAACCUCUACAGGUCACAGUCUCAACGAUCUUAUGUGCAGGGGGCCGAAUCUGCAGCAAGAUCUCUUAAAUCUCAUCCUGAAAUGGAGAAAGUUUAAAUAUGCAUUUACGGCCGAUAUUGAAAAAAUGUUUCGUAAUAUUUGGAUACAUCCUGACUAUCAAAAGUACCAGAAAAUUAUUUGGCGAAAUCAUCAAUCCGAGCCUUUGCGAGAAUAUCAGCUAGCGACUGUCACCUACGGUACAAAGGCCGCACCUUUCCUGGCCAUGAUGACACUUAAACAACUUGCCAUCGAUGAAAGGCCAAACUAUCCUAAUAGUUGUGCUCCUGAUAUCUUAGAAACCUCUCUGUAUAUGGACGAUCUCCUGCAUGGAGCACAUACUGCGACAGCUGCUAAACAUCUCAAAGCUGAGAUGAUUCAACUUCUAAAGUCAGGCAGAUUCAAUCUUAGAAAAUGGCGCUCUAAUCUGCCAGAACUUUUAGACGAUCAUAUUAAUCCUCAAGACGAAGAAUUUCAUUUUAAACAGCCAGAAUCCACAAAGGCUUUAGGUCUCCGCUGGAACCCAAAAGAAGACUAUUUUACAUUUCAUCCCAUAGAAAUUUCAUCUGAUAACAUCCCAACAAAACGACAAUUCUUGUCUGAAAUCUCAAGAAUUUUUGACCCCUUAGGCUGGGUGUCACCAGUCACGAUAAAAUUCAAAAUCCUAUUUCAAGAGACAUGGAAAACGGAAUUGAGUUGGGAGCAACCAAUUCCACAAGAAACAGCCCUGGAAUGGAAUAAAUUAAAGGCCGACUUACCUUAUAUAUCUCAAUUUAAAAUACCUCGAUGGAUAAAAACCACGGAAAAUGAUAUAAUUGAGCUUCACGGAUUUUGCGAUGCCAGCACAAAAGCAUACGCUUGUGUUGUUUAUUGUAAAAUUACACGAAACCACAAGACACACGUAACCCUUAUUGCUGGAAAAUCUAAAGUGGUACCUCUGAAAAAAUCUCAAUCUAUACCCCGCUUAGAGCUUAGUGGAGCUCUUUUACUAUCAAAACUUAUGGCCAAAAUAAUCUCAUCCUUAUCUGAUCUCAAAAUCCAAGUUUACGGCUGGGUAGAUUCCAUGGCAGUACUAGGAUGGAUAAAUGGAGAACCAGAAAAAUGGAAACCCUUUGUUGCCAAUCGAGUGAAAAUAAUUUGCGAAACUAUCCCAAAAGACAAAUGGCGGUAUGUGAAAUCCCAAGAAAAUCCCGCAGAUUGCGCAAGCCGCAGUCUGACUGCAUCCCAAUUAGCAAAUCAUUCACUUUGGUGGCAUGGACCCGAUUGGUUACCUCAAUACAAUUCCGAAAAGAAUCCUGAACCUAUCUCGUAUCAAACGACUGAAGAUCUCAGAAAGAAACAUUUAGUAAACACUAUUACUGCUGAUUCUAACAAUUCAGUUAUAAAACAAUUAUUGCAGAAGUACAGUAGUUACAAGAAAAUCAUUCGAGUUUUAGCUUAUGUAAACAAAUUCAAUGACAUAUUGAUUUACAAGAAGAAGCGUGAAAACUACCUUACCUUAUAUGACCUCAAACGAGCGACUGAAAUGAUAAUAAAACAUGUGCAACAAGAACACUUUUUCAAAGAAAUAUCUCAACUUGAAAAAGGUGAACCUUUAAGCAAAAAAAGCCAGAUAUUGAAUCUCAAUCCUAUCUUGGACAGCCACGGAGUACUUCGCGUUGGUGGACGAAUAAAACAUUCAAGUUUAGACCCCGAAAUGAAACAUCCCAUUAUUAUCCCAAGUCAAACUAAAUUAGCUGAUCUCAUAAUAGACGAAUCCCAUAAGUUAGUAUUUCAUGGUGGAUUGAAAAUGACAAGCGGAUUCAUCAGACAGAAAUAUUGGAUAAUUGGAGGGAAUCGUGCUACAAAAAGGCGAUUAAGAACAUGCGUAAAGUGUAGGAGACAUGAUCCCAUUCUGAAACAUCAACUCAUGGGGGACUUACCUGCAUCCAGGUUGAAUCCUAGUCGACCCUUUUAUCAUACCGGUAUUGACUAUACGGGGCACGUUCUAGUAAAAGUGAACAAAGGUCGUGGCAUCAAAACUGAUAAAGGAUACGUGGCAGUAUUUAUAUGUAUGGUUACAAAGGCCAUACAUUUAGAACUUGUAUCUGAUCUCACAGCGUCGGCUUUCAUUGCAGCGCUCAGGCGUAUGUCAGCCAGAAGAGGAGUUCCCGGGCACAUCUACAGUGAUCAAGGGACUAACUUCAUUGGAGCCAACAAAAUCCUAAAACAAGAAUACGCAGAAAUCUCAGAAAUUUUAUCAAGUCAAGAAACUUUGUCGAACGUUGCAGAAAUGAACAUUGAGUGGCAUUUUAAUGCUCCGUCAUGGCCUUCCGCUGGCGGGCUUUGGGAAGCCGCGGUGAAAAGUUUAAAACAUCAUCUUAGGCGUGUUGUUGGGGAGCAAAAACUCACCUUCGAAGAGUAUAGUACGCUCUUAUCUCAACUCGAGGGCUGCCUAAACUCUCGACCACUUUGUCCUUUGAGGGAGGAUGCUGAAGACAUAGACUUUUUAACCCCGGCACACUUCCUCGCAAGUGGGCCCACCUUAACAAUCUUUGAAACUGAAAAUGAUCUUAGAACUCGGUGGCACAUGGUACAAAAAAUCUAUAAAGAUAUCUGGGUCCAGUGGAAGAACGAAUAUCUCACGCAGCUAUCCACUAGAUCUAAAUGGCGGCAAUCUCAGAAAAAUCUCAGUCUCAACGAUAUUGUUAUCAUCAAAGAUGAAAACCUCCCGCCUGGGAAGUGGGCUCUAGGGCGGGUAGUUGAACUUCAUCCUGGUUCAGACGGACACGUCAGAGUUGUUACCCUUAAAACCAAAAAUGGUUUAAUAAAGCGGCCUGUUGUUAAACUAUGUAUAUUACCAGCUGACAGAGACAGUAAUCCUAUUAGUGAUACGAAGAUUAAGGAUGAGGAACCAAGGCAGAAAAGUACAAAACGGAUCUCAUUCUCGACUAUAGCUCUAUCACUAACGCUAUUCUUCUUGGCACUAAUAAAUGUAUCUCAAGCAACUUAUAGUUUCACCCCUUUGAGCAACAACAGCGUUUAUUUCGAUAAAAUCUCAAAUAUGCAUCUAAUACGAGACGAUUGGCAUUUAAUUGUUUAUUAUGACACAUAUCCCUACAAAGAAGGCACGUCAGCACUCGAGAAGUAUAUUACCUAUCUUGACACCUUAUGCUCCACUAUCAAAGAACACACACCUUGCGACGGUAUCAUCUUACAACUCAGGCACGAGUUCGAUGAAAUUAAACACUAUGAUAGUAUGUUGACAAUGAAUGAAUCAUUUGUAACUGGAGACGAGCGGCGGCGCCGGCGUCGCGGAUUAAUAGACGGAGUAGGCUACGUCGCUAAUAGCUUGUUUGGCGUGCUAGAUCAGCGUUUUGCGGAGAAAUACGCACAAGAUAUCGACCUUCUGAAGGAAAAUGAUAAACAUUUGUACAACCUCUGGAAAAACCAAACCUCAAUCGUAGAAGCUGAAUUUAAUCUGAUGAAAAGAAUGGAAAAAGCUGCGAGCAAACAUCACAAAUCAAUAAAUCAAAAGUUUAUUUAUCUCAAAGAAUCCUAUCAAGAUCUUCAUCGCCACGUCCAAAACAUGACUCUAGUUACCGACUUCUUAGCAUCCGCCAUGACGGCGAAUAAUUUACUGUAUAGCCUUAGGAAAAUACAAGACUCCAUUCUUGAUACGGUAACUAAUAUUUAUAAUGGAAAAUUGGACUUCCAUUUGAUAUCUCCUAAACAGCUGAAGACGGAAUUAAGUUCUAUAGCAGCACAUAUCCCUAAAGACAUGGCACUUCCUGUCAACCAUUUGAAUCUCAAAGAUCUCUACAACUUAAUAAAAGUGCGGACUAAAUACUAUAGAGGUCAGCAUGUCGAGAGUCUCCGGAGCCUGCUGGAGAGGCAUCUACUUCGAUCCCCUCAUAUCCCAGAAAUGUGA